GCGGCCUGACGACGCCUCCACCGAGCGAAUGAAGUGGCGGGAGUAGCCGGUUUUCUCCCGAGCAGCUGUUGCUCAGACAAGUGGCUUUCGAAGCUGAGGGAGCAAGAGGGAUCUAUCAUCUAUCUCCUCCUUUUGAUGGCGGUGUGUCAUGGCCAGGUGAAUAACAGAUGCUAUAUCAUCUAUCAUAGAGCAGUACUGUCGAUAUGCCAAUUUCAAAAAUGUAAUUUCAAGAUCAAACAAACAUGGAGAGUUUAAUAAAUACAUCAUCUAUAAAAAUGUAUGGUACAAGAAAGUCCACCAACAUUUCAUGUUUAAGGAAAGUAAAUAACUGUUGUGUCUUGACUGCAAGAUCGCUUGGUUUGUAUGGGAACGAAGUUGGUGCCAUUCACAGGAAAAACUUGGCCAUCCUCUGUCAGUUAGUAUGUCAGAAAACUACAACUUUUGAGAGAGUUUGGACAAAACAAUCAAAUUCACCAGUGAUUUAUGAAAAAGGAAAGAUUUAUCUCGACAAUUACAGAUGCUGUUUUAUCAGUACUGGCCCUCAGCCGAUCUUGCUUUAUGAAUUGCCCAAACUCCAGAAGUCUGAGAAGAUUGAGGAUGCUCUACUUUGUGAGUCACCUGUGGGAGAAAUGUUACCCAAACCAUCAGAUCACAAGCCUGCGAUCUUGACUCUUACUGCGAACAAUUGGCUUAUCCGCAUGUCUACCAAGACUGCAGAGAUUCUCGAAAAAGUUUACCUCUCAUCUCAGUGGAAGUUCAGGUAUCUGACGUGGGAUAAUACUCAAGAGACCUUGGUAGUAAAGACUACACAGAACAAGGUGGCUGCCGCCCGAUCGGGUGGAAAUCGACACUCAAUUCUUUUACAUUUAGCUUUGUUCAGUGUUCUACCUCUUACGUUUAUCGGAAUGAUGGGUAUUGACAAAAAGAUCUUUGGAAACAAUGUAACAGAUGCUACUGUUUCUCAGGGUUUACUCAUUGUGACACACAGUGUGGGCCUGGUCAAGCUCUACAGUUUUCAAUGGAUUGCUGAAAAGUUUACACAGAAACAAUGUAUUCUUGGCCAAAACUGUGAAUGGAACAACACAACUGGGAUUGUAGGUGCAGCUCCAUUUGGAAUUCCAUGUAAUAUUAACAUAACAGAUUGUCCACCUAUUCUAUUUGAAGUGGCUUGUCUUGAAAGCGCAUUGCAGAUUGGAGGAUAUCCCUGGCAUUACAUCAUUACACCUAAUAAGCAAAACCAGAAGGGCAUCUACCAUAUUUGUUCGCUAAAGGAUAAAAAAUUGGCAGAGAAUGGAAUUCAAGAGAUGCAAAGUUUUUCAUUGGAAACUGAUUGGAUAUAUUUCCAUCCGGAUGACUCAGGAAGGAUCAUGCAUAUUGGGCCAACACAGAUUAAUGUGUUGCAGUUGAUUGAAAAAUCUGAAGAUGAGCAAAGAUGGCAGGUUUUACAAGCCUUUACUAUUUUAUCUAAAAGAGAAAGAAAGGUAGAGAACUCAGUAACGGUGACGGCCUAUGGCCGAGUUGUGAAAAGACAGUUUUCUGAAUUGGAUGAUGAUCAGUAUGAGGUAGACUCAACUACGUUAUGGACUGUCAAAUCUAAUGUUUGUUAAAAGUCCACUUCUUGCUGGCGAUCUCCAUCAGACUCUCAGAACCUCAGCAGACUCUCGCGACCAUGCUCCGAUGCCCAAGGUCACCUGAUCUGACCUCUGGAUAAUGAACAGCCUCCAACUCUUCGGCACAAUGCUCCCUGACCCAAAAUUUCUGCAGCAUGACCCCUUUCUCCCACCUCCAAGGGCCCUAUGCUCCAUGACCUACCCUGUUUCAAUGACAAAGGAUUGGCCUUUUUGUACAUAGUCUUCAUGCAGUAAGGCGGACCUGUGUACAAAGUGGCCUGCUGCCAUUUCCUGUUUAAAGCAUCUUGUACAGAAUUCUGGACCUGAUUAUCUUUUCAGAAGCCAAGUCCAAGUUUAGUUGAUUCCAUUAGCAGAAACAGCAAAUUAAAAAUUAUUGCAUUGCAUACAGAGGUAUCAUUUAGACCUUUGUGGAUGGCAAUUCAGGUUGGUAAAGGCUUCCUGUAUCUUAAAAAGCCACCGUGCAGCUAUCUGAGCAUGUUGAUGUUUGCAUAUGAUUGAAAAUAAAUAUCAUUGCACUUGAUAAUGUUGUUUAAUUUGUAUUUAUUUCUAACUUGCAUUUCAAUCUUCAAUUUUUGCCGGAUACCAAAUUGGAUGAAGCAUAUGCAUUCUGAACAGUCGUGGGUAGAAGUUCUUGUAUUUCAAUUAAUAAUACAAAAUAUAACCUGAUAAAUUUAGCAUACGUUAUGUUGAGCCUGUUCAAUGGAUAUAUACUUAGAAGUUCUUCACUUUCUCCAUGAUUUAAUUUUAAGUCAAAUAGAAUUGUUAAAUGUAUUCCCAUGAUCUUGUUUAAAA
Molecule: messenger RNA, 2423 nt
Organism: Mobula hypostoma (lesser devil ray)
Lineage: Eukaryota; Metazoa; Chordata; Chondrichthyes; Myliobatiformes; Myliobatidae
Gene: dcaf17
Product: ddb1 and cul4 associated factor 17
Exons: 15
Coding region: 243-1607 (454 amino acids)
Biological process (GO): protein ubiquitination
Cellular component (GO): Cul4-RING E3 ubiquitin ligase complex
Source: RefSeq, a predicted model, not a curated record